AGUCUCUCUUGCCUCUCUUUCGCAAACUUGCGACAUGUCGUCGUCGUUGUGUGCAUCUAAUUUCUAUCCUUCAUCUUCUUCUUCUAUCAAUCUCUUCUCCAACAACCCAACUAAACCCUUUCUUCUCUCCCUCAGAUUCGCCACCUCCAAUUCUCUUCCCUUUGUUGCUCCUCUCAAAUUCUCUACCACCAGUCACGUCCUUAGCUCUCGUUUCUCUUCGAACCGAUUCCAAAGACGCCAUUUUUUGCUCCGAUGCGUUUCAGAAGAAUCUGAGCCGUCUCUUUCUGUCGGUAACGGCGGCUCUGAAGAGAGAGUGAAUGUUCUUGUAAUUGGUGGAGGAGGGAGAGAACACGCCCUUUGUCACGCCUUGAAGCGGUCUCCUUCUUGUGAUUCUGUGUUAUGCGCACCUGGAAACGCCGGUAUAUCAAGUUCCGGAGAUGCCACUUGUGUACCUGACCUUGACAUAUCGGACAGUUUAGCUGUCAUUUCCUUCUGUCAAAAAUGGAAUGUCGGUUUAGUUGUUGUUGGCCCUGAAGUGCCCCUUGUUGCGGGUCUCGCUAAUGACCUUGUUAAGGCCGGUAUCCUCACCUUUGGCCCUUCUUCUCAAGCUGCUGCUUUGGAAGGUUCCAAGAACUUUAUGAAGAAUCUUUGCCACAAGUACAAUAUCCCUACUGCUAAGUAUAAAACAUUUUCUGAUGCAUCUGCCGCGAAAGAAUACAUUCAAGAACAAGGGGCACCGAUUGUGAUUAAAGCGGAUGGAUUAGCAGCUGGAAAAGGAGUCACUGUUGCCAUGGAACUAGAGGAGGCUUUUGAAGCUGUUGAUUCGAUGCUGGUCAAAGGCGUGUUUGGUUCUGCAGGAUGUCAGGUAGUCGUGGAGGAGUUUCUCGAGGGAGAAGAAGCCUCCUUUUUCGCACUUGUGGAUGGAGAAAACGCCAUUCCUCUAGAAUCUGCUCAGGACCACAAGCGGGUUGGAAAUGGAGAUACUGGUCCUAACACAGGCGGAAUGGGAGCGUAUUCUCCUGCACCGGUCUUGACCAGGGAGCUUCAGGAUUUUGUGAUGGAGUCUAUAAUUCAUCCCACUGUUAAAGGAAUGGCAGAAGAAGGAUGCAAGUUUGUCGGCGUUCUGUUUGCGGGUCUCAUGAUCGAGAAGAAAUCCGGUUUGCCUAAGCUGAUUGAGUUCAAUGUACGGUUUGGAGAUCCGGAAUGUCAGGUACUGAUGAUGCGUCUAGAGUCUGACCUAGCAAAAGUCUUGCUAGCGGCUUGUAAAGGCGAGCUAAGCGGCGUGUCACUUGAUUGGUCAAAAGAUUCAGCAAUGGUGGUUGUAAUGGCAAGCAAUGGUUAUCCCGGUGCUUAUGAGAAAGGAUCAAUCAUCAGAAACCUUGAAGAAGCUGAAACGGUAGCUCCUGGAGUGAAGGUUUUCCAUGCAGGAACGGAUCUUGAUUCAGAGGGGAAUGUUAUAGCGACUGGGGGACGUGUUCUUGGGGUGACGGCGAAAGGUAAUGACUUGGAAGAGGCCCGUGAAAGAGCGUAUUCGGCUGUUCAACAGAUAAACUGGCCUGGAGCUACCAUCGCCGGGAGCCCUUGCCCACCUAGAUAUGACGUAGGUAUUAUCGCUGAUCUCAUAGAGAAGCAGCACUGGUCGAAGCUAGGAUUUCAUGUGAAAGACAUAAAUCCUAACGAGCUGUUUCGACAGUUGAUAAGUUCUGAGCUUAACCCAGAUUUGUGUCUCAGGUACUAUACGUGGUUUGUGAAGAACAGUGACAUCUCUGUUUCGCUAGAGCUCACAUUUAAGCUCUUGCAUUCUCUUGCCAAUGCGAAAAGGUACUCGAAGAUACGAUCUUUCCUUGAUGGGUUUGUGAAGAAUGGAUCUGAUCAUCAAGUUCACUCGAUUUUCCUUGCAAUUUCAAUGUGUGACAAUGUUUGUGUCAAUUCGAUUAUAGCUGAUAUGUUGGUGUUGGCUUAUGCGAAUAAUUCGAGAUUCGAGUUAGGAUUUGAGGCGUUUAAGCGUUCAGGUUAUUAUGGGUAUAAGUUGUCGGCUUUGUCUUGUAAGCCUUUGAUGAUUGCGUUGUUGAAGGAGAAUCGUUACAACACUCUGAUAGAUGGGUACUGCAAGCUUGGUGGAAAUGGGAAAAUGUAUAAAGCAGACGCGGUUUUGAAGGAAAUGGUGGAGAAUGAAGUGUCACCGAACUUGACUACAUUCAAUAUACUGAUUGAUGGUUUCUGGAAAGAUGACAACCUUCCGGGGAGGAAAAUCGAUGAUGGCUUUGCACUGAAAGAAGAGAUGGAACGAGAAGGGAUUGUACCAGAUGUUGGAACUUAUAAUUGCUUGAUUGCUGGUCUAUGUCGAAAAUGUAACAUAGAAGCAGCUAAGAAGCUUUUUGAUCAAUUGACUAUUAAAGGACUUCCUGACCUUGUGACAUUUCACAUACUAAUGGAGGGUUAUUGCAGCAAAGGUGAAUCGAGAAAAGCGGCAAUGCUUUUGAAAGAAAUGUCAAAGAUGGGUCUGAAACCGAGACAUCUGACAUAUAACAUUUUGAUGAAAGGCUACUGUAAGGAAGGAAAUCUGAAGGCAGCAACAAACAUGAGGACACAGAUGGAGAAAGAAAGACGGUUGCGGAUGAAUGUAGCAUCAUAUAAUGUGCUUCUACAAGGAUAUUCUCAAAAGGGAAAGUUGGAGGAUGCAAACAUGCUAUUGAAUGAGAUGUUGGAGAAAGGUCUAGUCCCGAACCGAAUAACCUAUGAGAUAGUUAAAGAAGAAAUGGUAGAUAAAGGUUUCGUCCCAGACAUUGAAGGGCAUCUAUUUAACGUCUCUACCAAAUCUUAAUCUUUCAGUGACCAUCAUGAGAAGCAACAAUUCCCUGCUUUGCUCUACGCUGCUUCCUGAGCUCACCAUAAUCAAGCUCUUUCUCUCACAGAAAAUUAUUCUCAUUUUAAGUACUUGAGCCAAUGCCAAAGAAGAGAGAGUGACAGGAGGUGGAACCAGACCCUGCAGAAUCUUGUUCUCUCAGAGAUCAGGGUGAGUCAAGCUUCCCAGAUUGUAUGGCUUUAUGCUGGAUUAUGUCGUUCUCUGCUAUGCCUACAGGUUCCUAGGUUAUAUAGUGCUUCAGCUUCAUUUGGAAACUGAGAUAGUUCAGAUUUUGUAACUUUACUGUUCUUGUAAUUUACUUAACAUUUUGAAAUUUGUAGAAGUUUGUGAUAAUGAGAUUAUACAAAUAACUGAAGUUUCGAUCA
This is a messenger RNA of Arabidopsis arenosa, 3231 nucleotides long. NCBI's taxonomy places the organism in Eukaryota, Viridiplantae, Streptophyta, Magnoliopsida, Brassicales, Brassicaceae. The record is from the annotation of a GenBank genome assembly.